UGGGGGUAGGACUUGGUGCCAUCUUGGUUUUCUCACUGUCCUUGUUCCGUCCGCCUGCCAUGAUCCCGAGCUCCGCCACGGCGACCGACUCUCUCGCAUGGCAGCCGCCAUCUUGGAAAGAUAGAGCGACCGCCGCGGGUUCCCCAGCCACGGGACGAGGUGCAGAGGCUGAUGACCAGGGAGCAGAGGCCACAGACACCGGGAUCGCUACUGACUGACUCCGCUGAACAGAUAGUCACAUGGCUAAAGAAUAUAUUUGGUGAUAAACCAAUUCCACAAUAUGAGGUGAACAACAGAACAAUUGAAAUCUUACACCAGUUAGCAGAAUGGAAUGAAGCUCGUGACAAAGAUAUAGCUCUGGUUACAGAUGACCUGAAGCAAAAGUCCGCAGAAGUGAAAGCCGAAGCUAAAUACCUUCAGGAACUUCUAGCCGAUAGCUUGGGUCCAUCAUACUCAAAUUUAUCCCGAAUGAGCAAUAACUAUUUGAACCAACUAAUUGAUAGUUGUGUUGCACUAGAAUUAAAGGAUUCUUCAUUGUCAAGUUACAUUCCUGCUGUCAAUGAGCUGAGUUCUGACCUAUUGGCAAUAGAGGCUAACAAUCAAGAAAUGGAACUUGAACUGACAAACCUGAGAAAAAAACUAACUGAGGCUUUAGUGUUGGAAAAGUCUCUAGAACAGGAUCUUAAGAAAGCAGAGGAAGAAUGUUUGUUUGAGAAAAACAAAGUUGAAGUUCGACUACAAAACAUGAAAAUACUGAAAGGCAAAUCAGAGGACUAUAAAUACAGCAUCCGAACUGCUCAGGAUCAGCUCUCAGCUUCAGGGAUAGAUGAUUCUUUAACACAUCGUUCUCUUGUCUCUCAUUCCGAGAUGCUUGCUGAACUAAAAGCAGAAUCUAUACUUUUGAAGGAGAAACUGAAGUCUUAUCAGGAUUUAGCACCUAACCCAUCUCUUGUUAAAGUGAAGAUCGAAGAAGCAAAGCGAGAACUUAAAGCCACGGAGGCUGAACUUACAAUGAAAGUGAAUAUGAUGGAAUUUAUGCCUCCAGAACCAGCAAGGAGAAGAUUAUAACCAAAUCUUGUGUUUUUCUGGUGCUGAAUGUAAAAAUAUUCCCUAUAUAUUGUUGAUUCAUAACCCAGAGACCAUAGAGCACUUGCUCUGCCCUAAAGAGAGAGGUUUAGUUAUCACUAUCCAUUAAACAAGAUUAGAAUUGAAGAUGUUGGAAAGUGUCCUCAGGAUAGCUCAAGAUGACAGCCACAGAUGGUUCCUAUUUGUAUAUAGACCAAUGCAGAAAAUCUCACUGAUAUAAUGCAACAAUACUCUUGUGGUAGAGCAAUUAGAUGAUUCGUUUGCCAUUUCACCUUGUUCAUGAUGGCUGUAACCUGUGCGUUUAUAUUUUAUUAUUGCUGAUUAUGUUGUUCUAAAUAAAAUUUUAGAUUCCAACUCCCAAAAACUUUUUUCAACAUUAAAAAAACAAACAACCUCAUAUGUAUAUUUAUAAAUAUUUCUGUUUCAUUUAUUUUUUUUGAACUGUUGUAAUUUUGUCUGUGUUCCUCAAAAGAAAUUCAUAAACUUUUGUAACUAAAUCAGCUGUUGACACAUUAUGUAAUAGUUAACAUAUGACGUCAAUUGAUUGCUAUAUGAUUCUAAACUAAAUAUUUAAAUAGACUUAAUAUGCCAACUUUUUUAUGUUAUUCCAAAACAUUAUCUGCCAUGUUAGAACUUACAAAAUCGCAUACUGAAAAUAAAGAUUCCUAUUAUGUAAAAAAAAA
This is a messenger RNA of Bombina bombina (fire-bellied toad), 1769 nucleotides long. It is a transcript of the gene HAUS1, whose product is annotated as HAUS augmin like complex subunit 1. Gene Ontology annotation, cellular component: cytosol; HAUS complex. Gene Ontology annotation, biological process: spindle assembly; centrosome cycle. The record is from RefSeq and is a predicted model, not a curated record. The transcript is spliced from 9 exons. Bases 172 to 1068 code for a protein of 298 amino acids. NCBI's taxonomy places the organism in Eukaryota, Metazoa, Chordata, Amphibia, Anura, Bombinatoridae.